Ilex paraguariensis (yerba mate) is the source of this 3469-nucleotide messenger RNA. Lineage: Eukaryota; Viridiplantae; Streptophyta; Magnoliopsida; Aquifoliales; Aquifoliaceae. The record is from the annotation of a GenBank genome assembly.
CUAACCCUCCUUCCUCUCCGUCAACGUCUCAGAUCUUCUUUACACCUUCUCCAAUUCACUGCUCCGAUUCAUAGAUCCAAUUCUUCUUAUCAAUCUGUCUCUAUUUUCGUGAAUUAAAUUUGAAUAAUUAGUCGAUUUGUUAGCUUUAUAUUUGGUCGUUUUGGGGGAAUUUCAGAGGAAGAAUCAGAAGAGAGAGAAUAUGGAUCAAUUCGACACGUAUUUUAGGAGAGCAGAUUUGGAUCAAGACGGGCGGAUCAGUGGUUCUGAGGCCGUUGCCUUCUUUCAGGGCUCCAAUUUGCCCCAACAAGUCCUCGCGCAGAUAUGGACCUAUGCUGAUCGAAAUCAAACUGGUUUUCUUGGUAGAGCAGAGUUCUAUAAUGCUCUUAAACUUGUCACUGUAGCCCAAAGUAAGAGAGAUCUGACCCCAGAUAUUGUGAAGGCGGCAUUAUAUGGUCCUGCUUCAGCUAAAAUUCCUGCUCCCCAGAUAAAUUCUGCAGCCUCACCAGCUCCACAGCCAAAUCUAAGACCAGGUGCUCCUGCCCCACAGUUCAGUGGGGUUGUAUCCACAGCAUCUCAAAGCAUAGGCAUCAGAGGGCCACAGGGCUUUUCAUCUCAGCAAACUCAAUUCAUGAGGCCGCCUCGGCCCCCACCUCCUAGUACUGCGUUUCAGUCACAGACAGGUGUUGUAAAUCAAGGAAUGCCUGGGGUGGUAAUAUGGCAUAUCCUAGGCCUCCGAGCUCAAACGACAGGUGGCCCGGCAGCAGGAGUUACUUCCCAAAUUCCUGGCAAAAGCAUGAGUCCUUCCACAACUCAGGAAGUAUUUGGGCCGGUUGCAUCAGGAUUUACACCCUCUACACAAUCUAGAUCGCAGACAACCACUAGUUUCAUGCAACCUGCUGUGCCAAAACCAAAUGAUCCACCUUUGCCUGCUAGCCAGGUAGGAACCGAUUCUAAAGUACGUGCAGUUACAGAAAAUGGUUUUGCGUCGGACUCGGUUUUUGGAGAUGUUUUUGCGGCGAGCCCAACUCAACCAGAGAAAGAAUCUCUAGUCCAUGCGUCUUCUGCUGGUGGCUUAUCUGUCUCAUCAGCCAUGAUGCCGAUCUCUGCUCAACCCCGACCUACAGGAAAUCAAAACCCACUUGACUCUUUGCCUAGCACACCUAGUCCACAACCUGUGGUUAGUCAGCACCAGCAAAUUCACUCGACAGUGAAACAAAACCAAGAAGUUUCGGUGCAAGGUUCAACAGCUAUUCCCGUUCGAGCUGGAAAUGUUGCUUCUGGUCAGUCCCAGCUUGCAUGGCCAAGGAUGACUCAUUCUGAUGUUCAGAAGUACAGCAAAGUAUUUGUGGAAGUAGACACAGACAGAGAUGGAAAAAUAAGUGGUGAACAGGCACGCAACCUAUUUUUAAGUUGGAAGUUGCCACGAGAGGUCCUGAAGCAGGUGUGGGACUUGUCUGAUCAAGAUAAUGACAGCAUGCUCUCUUUGCGGGAAUUUUGCAUUGCUCUCUAUCUGAUGGAACGGUACAGGGAUGGCUGCCCUCUUCCUGCUGUACUGCCAAGUAGUGUUAUGUUUGAUCAGACAUUGUUACCUGGCUCCAAUCAACCUGCUGCUGCACAUGGCCAUACUGUUUGGAGACCUAGUCCUGGUUUGCAACAGCAGCAAGGGGUGACUGUUGCACGCUCAACCCCUCCUGCUGCUGGAGGAAGACCACCACGUCCAGUUCCUGUUCCUCAGGUCGAUGAAGCCACGCAACCCAGUCAACAAAAGCCCAGAGUUCCAGUGCUGGAGAAGCAUCUUGUAGACCAACUUAGUACGGAGGAGCAGAAUUCACUGAAUUCAAAGUUCCAAGAAGCAACUGAGGCAGAAAAAAAGGUAGCAGAGUUGGAAAAGGAUAUAUUAGAUGCUAAAGAGAAAAUUAAUUUCUUUCACACCAAGAUGCAGGAACUUAUUUUAUAUAAAAGCAGGUGUGACAAUCGACUAAAUGAGAUCACUGAAAGGGCUUCUGGUGACAAACGAGAGGUCGAGACACUGGCAAAGAAAUACGAAGAGAAAUACAAGCAGGCUGGAGAUGUAGCCUCAAAAUUAACUAUUGAAGAGGCCACUUUUCGUGAUAUUCAGGACAAAAAAAUGGAGCUGUAUCGGGCUAUUGCCAAAAUGGAACAAGAUGGUAGUGUUGAUGGCACUCAGGAUCGUGCUAAUCGCAUACAGUUAAAUCUCGAGGAUCUAGUAAAAGAUUUGAAUGAACGUUGCAAAACUUACAGCUUGCGCGCCAAACCAACUUCUUUGGUUGAGCUUCCGUUUGGUUGGCAACCUGGCAUCCAAGGAGGAGCAGCUGAUUGGGAUGAGGAUUGGGAUAAGUUUUCAGAUGAAGGAUUCACGUUUGUCAAAGAGCUGACUCUUGAAGUGCAAAAUGUCGUAGCUCCUCCCAAACCAAAGGCACCUUUGGUUCAAGAUAAAGCAUCUUUCCCAGGCGAGAGUGUCACUGUGGUUUCAUCAUCUAAUGCUGAUGUCAAGUCAGAGAAGCUACCAGGCGCUGGGGAAAGGAUUCCUGAGGAUGAAGGGGCAAGUGUCCAAAGUGAAGAGGGUAUGGUAAGAAGUCCACCUGAAAGUCCAGCAAGAGGGAACGCUGUGGAGAGCCCAUGUAAGAAAUUCCAAGAUCGGAGAGAUAUUGGUGGAGAUGCUUCACCCCGUGCCACAGAGACCCAGAGUGAGCAUGGUGGUGCUGAAUCUGUGCUUUCUGGGGACAAAAAUUUUGAUGAACCAGGCUGGGGAUCGUUUGACACUCAUUAUGAUACAGACUCUGUUUGGGACUUUAACCCUUCUUCUACCAAGGACACAGACCGUGAGAGGCAUAAUGAGAGUUCUUUCUUCGGUUCCCAUGACUGGGAUAAUAUUUUUCAGAAGAAGAGCCCAUUGGCUUUUGCAGAUUCUGUUCCAAGCACUCCAAUUGUCAAUUCUGUAAGCUCUCCUCAUGCGGAUAGUUUUUUUCAGAAGAAGAGCCCAUUUGCUUUUGCGGAUUCUGUUCCGAGCAGCCCCAUGUUUAACAACUCCCCACGAAGGUUCAGUGCAGGGUCUGAAGAGCAGUCGUUUGAUAGCUUCUCAAGAUUUGAUUCCUUCAACAUGAAUGACCAUGGAGUCUUUCCAACACGUGAGUCCUUCACAAGAUUUGACUCCAUGAGAAGCACCGCAGACUCUGAUUAUAGUCAUGGAUUCACACAACCACCCGAGUCCCUCACAAGAUUUGACUCCAUGCGAAGCACUGCUGACUCUGAUUAUGGCCUUGGGUUAUUCCCACCACGGGAUUCCUUGACAAGGUUUGAUUCCAUCCGCAGCACCAGAGACUCAGAAUAUGGUCAUGGUUUCCCAUCCUUUGAUGACACGGAUCCAUUUGGGUCAAGUGAGCCGUUCAAAAUUUCAUUGGAGAGUCAAACACCAAGGAGAGAUUCUGAUAGUUGGAGAGCUUUCUAG